Brienomyrus brachyistius is the source of this 4384-nucleotide messenger RNA. RefSeq names its product WWC family member 3 (gene wwc3). The transcript has 23 exons. Gene Ontology annotation, cellular component: cytoplasm. The record is from RefSeq and is a predicted model, not a curated record. Gene Ontology annotation, biological process: regulation of hippo signaling; regulation of DNA-templated transcription; cell migration. The coding region runs from base 294 to 3683 and encodes 1129 amino acids. Gene Ontology annotation, molecular function: molecular adaptor activity; kinase binding. NCBI's taxonomy places the organism in Eukaryota, Metazoa, Chordata, Actinopteri, Osteoglossiformes, Mormyridae.
AAUAUGGAAGGAGAGACAAACAUGGAGGACAGAAGUUAGCGGAGCAGGAGAGCGAAGCUAAACUUCUGGGAAAAGCGGACGGAAGACGGAUCCGUGGUUGAUUCUACUCCCGCUUUCUUGUAGGGCUUUUUUUCCCCCGGACCCACUUUUCCUCGUUUGUCGAAGGAUCUGGGGAGGGGGGGACUGUAAUGCAUUAAGGACUUCGCCUUUUCUCCGGAGAAAAGACAAAGAGGGAGGGGGCCGGGGGGUGGGGGUCUGGCGACGGCGAGCACCCCCAGACCAUCCCAAACGCUAUGCCGUGGGUAAGCAGCAGCAAGCGGAGAGAAAGCAGGGAGCUGCCGCUGCCCGCGGGCUGGGAGGAGGCUCGCGACUACGAUGGCCGCGUGUUCUACAUAGAUCACAACACGCGCCAGACGUCAUGGAUCGAUCCCCGCGACAGGGUCACCAAACCUCUGACGUUCGCAGACUGCGUCGGUGAUGAGCUGCCCUUAGGCUGGGAGGAGGUCUACGAUCAGCAGGUGGGCGUGUACUACAUCGACCACAUCAACAAGACCACCCAGAUCGAGAACCCGCGGACGCAGUGGCGGCAGGAGCAGGAGCGCAUGCUGAAGGAGUACCUGGUGGUGGCGCAGGAGGCUCUCGAUGCCAAGAAGGAGAUCUACCAGGUCAAGCGGCAGCGGCUGGAGUUGGCCCAGCAGGAAUUCCUGCUCUUCCACGAGCUCUCGGAGGAGGACAGCCGCUCGCUCGCCAGCACAUUCUCUGGCAGCUCUUCAAACGCAAAAUAUGACCCUGACCAAAUAAAAGCGGAAAUCGCCUGUAGGCGCGAGGGGCUCUGCAGCCUGAAGAGGGAGCUGGCCCAGAUGAAGCAAGAGCUGCAGCACAAGGAGAUGGGGGUGGAGACCCUACAGGAGAUUGACAGGAAGAUGUCUAGCGGACAGACCAGCUACAAGCUGGACGAAGCGCAGGCCAUCCUCAGCGAGCUGCGGAGCAUCAAGAAGUCCAUCGGCAUGGGCGAGAGGGAGAGGCAGGACCUCAUCCAGAGUCUCGCCAAGCUCACGCUUAGUUUCCGCGGCGGCUCGGGCCUGGGGGACACCCUGCUGGACGGUGCCGGGGGCCCCUGUCUGCCUCAGCAGUACUGUGACGCCGGCUGUCAGACGGACAUCGUGGGUGAGCUUGCCCCCCAGGAAUUCUCGCCACUGCUGGACAAAGUUCGCCUGAACUGGCAGUAUGAAGAGGCUAAGAAAAAAGUGUCCAGCCUCCAACAUCAGCUGGCCCAGCUGGACAGCGAGAGCUGGUCGGGCCGGGCUGAAGCGGACCGGGACCGAGACUGCAUGCAGCUCCUGCGCGAGAAGGAGGCCCUGCUGCAGGAGAUCACCCUGGUCAGCCAGCAGCAGCGACCCCUCGAGAGCCUCCUGCACCUGGAAGAGGAGCGUCGCAGGCUGGAGGAGGAGGUGCAGAGGGCGCACGCUGUCCAGAGCCAGGGCGCCAGCCAAAGGAUCCUGCACCAGGAGAAGAGGAACAUGCUUCUGCGGCAGCUGGAAGAGGCCUCCCGCAUCGCCACCUACCUGCACUCGCAGCUAAAGAGCCUGUCGGCCAGCAGCCUCACCGCCUCGUCGGGCAGCAGCCGCGGCUCUCUGGCUUCCAGCCGCGGAUCCCUCACGUCCAGCCGCGGCUCGCUCAGCUCCGUCAGCUUCAGCGACAUCUACGGGCCGCCGCAGUAUGAGCGGGCUGAGGCGGCGGCAGCGCCGGCGGAGUUGGACCCCCACCCUCGCUACCCUGUACACCCUGAGGCGCUGUGCCGUGACGGCAAAGCUCGGCGCUCGCAGGACACGCCGCAGUCGCUGGCCUCGCUGUCGUCGCGGUCCUCGCUCUCCUCCCUGUCACCGCCCAGCUCCCCCAUGGACGUGCCGUACCACCAGGACAGCCCUGUCGCCCUGAGGGCCGAGGAGUAUCUAGAACUGGCUGGCCGCGGGAUCGUGGAGGGUCUGCGCGGCCAAACCCUGCCCCUCCCAGGUCACGGCUUGGUGCUGGGUGACGCGGGACAUGGGGUCGGCUUGUCACAUCUACUGGAUGCCAAGAGCCCCAGGGACAAUGGAGCCCAGGGGGCCUCCAGCAGCACAGGAGUAACGAUGCGUGGUAACGGCGGGAGCCGGGUCGGGCGGCGGACAAGGAGGGGCUCGGCAGGGGUGUCGGAUGAGGUGCUGGCCACGGACAGUGGCGUCUUCGAGGCCUGGAACAGGAGAGCGGACGACCCGGAAGAGGUGUUAUACGUCAACGAUGCGACCGCAGCAGAACUUGCACAGAUCCAGCUGGGGCUCCUGUUCGACACUGCCAGUGAGAGUCUCGUGGUGCAGCUGCUCCUGCUGAGGAACCUGAACGUUGUGGUCGUAAAACCCGGAUACAAAGUCUAUGUCAGGGUGAGCCUGCUCCCAGCUGAGCAUGGCCGCAGCGGCACUGGGACCCGUUACUGCUCCCGGGCCCAGGAUCCGCAGGGCCAGCUGAGCCUGAACGAGGGAUUCCGAAUCCCGGCCUGUGCCGCCACCCUGGGUCUGCGGCCCCUGCUGCUGUCCAUUUGCUCUGUGGGUUCCCAGGGCGCCGAGGAACCGCUGGGCAUGCUGCAGAUCAGCCUGGCGGACUGCGUGGGCGCCACUGAGAUGCUGUUCCAGUGGCACAGAAUCCUGACGCUAGGCGGCACUGAGGCUUCCCGUGUCGGGGAGGGCAAGAUGCCCAAACCACCUGCCGUGGGGGAGGAGGAUGCCAAGGCUGCGGACCCUGUGCUGGCCCUACUGGGGGAGUUGGAACAAGAGUUGGAGAGGAAGGAGGAGCAGGGGGAGGCAACAUCGGAGAGGAGCUGGCAGGCAGAGUCAGUGGACAGUGGCUGUGGCAACAGCACGGCAUUCGUGAUGCAAUGCACCGAGGGACUGUGCGUGGAUGGUAUCUGCACCACCACUGGGGGGCGCUGUAUCCAUCCAGCCCACAGGCUGCGCUCACUCAAGGUGGACAAGGAGACCAACACUGAGGUGCCCUUCCCUGAGCCGGUGUGGGUGCGGCCCAAGGAGCGGGGGGGGCGCUGGAGCCAAGCCUCGCCCUUCAUGCGCAACAGCACCAUCGUCCGCUCGCAGACCUUCUCGCCUGGCGCACGCAGCCAGUAUGUGUGCAGGCUGUACCGCAGCGACAGCGACAGCUCCACGCUGCCCAAAAAAUCCCCCUUCAUCAGAAACACCCUUGAAAGGCGGACUCUGCGAUACAAACAGCAGCAGCAGACCUACCGCAGCUCGCUGGCGGAGCAGUCCACCCGCACCUCUCUGGACCUGGAGCUGGAUCUCCAGGCGUCCAGGACCCGACAGCGCCAGCUGAGCGAGGAACUGAAUUCCCUGCGGGAUCUGAAGCUGCGUCUCGAAGAGGCUCAGAGCCGGGAGGCCGCUGAGCUGCCCCACUGGGCCCUGCGGGAUGAACGCCUCCACAGCCUCCUGAGGGAGGCCGAGAGACAGGGUGAGCGAGAGGCGUGGCAGGAGGAGGCCGCAGCAGUGGUGGGUAGGCUGAGGAAGGCAUCCAAAGAUGUGCGACAGCUGAGGGGGCAGAGCCAAAGGGAGCCCUUCCCUGUGCAGAGCUUCAGGGAGAAGAUGGCUUUCUUCACAAGACCGAGAUUCAACAUACCUUCCCUGCCCGCCGAUGAUGUAUGAAAUCUUGACCUCUGUACAUGUGAUCAGAAAUGAAGUGUCAGUUUUUCAUGUUCACCUUCAUGAAGUAAAUGGAACAAACUGUAGUUAUCAUUUCAGCAUCAGAAAAUUUAAGGCUAUUUUGCUGUAAAUUUAGGGAAAAGGCACGUUGGUGAGUGGAUAUAGAAUCAUAUGCACUCAAGCCUUCGUUUUAUGUAUCUAUUGAUAACAACAGGGCUAGUUUUUCCUGGUUUUGAAAGAAAAAGUAUUUUAUAAGUGAACAAACCAUUUUUUCUUAUGCUUUGUACAAUUUUCCUAAUGUUUGUAUGCUUGUGAGGCUGGAGGAUGGGAACAAGUCAGUUUAGACAAAUUCACUGUACUGUAACUUAUUGUAUAGUACUUUUACUUGAAGGAAAUAGGAAAGUUCCCUACUUUUAAGUGUAAUUUUGUAUGGUUGAAAAAAAUGGCACUUCAGUGUUUAAUAUACAGUGAAAUGGACCCUUGACUGAUUUUUGUUUCUGAAAACUUUACAUCCAGUUUACUUUUUUAAUCCAUUUUUAUUUUCAUGGUCGUUUUAUUAUAAUUAUUAAUUAUUACUUGUAUUUUAAGAUAUAUAGAUAAAUAUAUAUUAUAACAUUGUAUUCAGAACCUUUUAUGUAAUUUCUGCGAUAACAUCUACAGUGUCCUCACUGUUGUGAAGAUCAGUAAAUAAACAUCUGAACAAA